Messenger RNA from Medioppia subpectinata, 774 nucleotides. The record is from the annotation of a GenBank genome assembly. Lineage: Eukaryota; Metazoa; Arthropoda; Arachnida; Sarcoptiformes; Oppiidae.
AUGUUCCGUCACUUAGGUUCCAGUAGAUUCCGAUGCGCUUAUGUAGUACUUUUGAUGGCACUGUAUUGGAUGGUCGAACCCAUCAGUCUAUACGCCACUGCAUUAAUGCCGGUCGCUCUCUACCCAUUACUUAAUGUUAUCAGCACAGCUCAAGCGACAAAUAUGAUGUUUGUCGGGGGACUACUGAUGGCAAUAGCCAUAGAACACAGUAAUCUUCAUAAAAGGAUUGCAUUAAAAACACUUCUUCUCGUCGGCACGAGUGUUAACAGAAUAAUGUUUGGCAUAAUGAUGGUCACAAUGUUCCUCUCCAUGUGGAUCAGUAAUACGGCCACCACUGCAAUGAUGGUACCAAUUGUUGAAGCAAUGCUUAAAGAAUUAGAUGAAUCGCCUGAAGUACAGCCAAAGAAUACAAAUCAUGACAAACAAAAAACAGCGACAAUAAGAAAAGCAUUAUUGCUUUCGAUCGCAUACUCAGCUAAUAUUGGCGGCACUGGGACUCUGACGGGAACGGGAACUAAUCUGGUAUUGACCGGAAUCUUUGACGAUCUAUACCCCAAUAGCAAAGAUCUGACAUUUACGCGAUGGUUCGCUUACGCGGCGCCGGGAAUGUUGAUCUGUGUAUUGGCCGCCUGGAUAUUCCUAUAUCUGAGUCACCAAAACUUGAUUUCAUAUUCUGCUCAUCAAAUCACUAGUAAUAAAGAUAUGGACGAAUCGAAGGACAAGAUUAAAGAAUUGAUUGAACGAAAACAUAAAGAAUUGGGUUCUCUCUCGUGA